Molecule: messenger RNA, 3813 nt
Organism: Suillus subaureus
Lineage: Eukaryota; Fungi; Basidiomycota; Agaricomycetes; Boletales; Suillaceae
Exons: 19
Coding region: 1-3813 (1270 amino acids)
Source: RefSeq, a predicted model, not a curated record
AUGCCUAGUUCCCUCACUAACGACCAUCUACGCAUCGAGGAGUAUCCUGCGCACUUGAGUUUGAUGCCAGGAGAAUCUCAUAACAUCAAUUCACAGAGUAAAGGUGUUGUGGGACUGACACAACAUGAAGUCAAUGUGCUUGCUCAUUUGUUCAAGGCAAAGACGAUGCGCAUUGUUAAGGUAACCAAAACCAUAGGAGGCACAGUGAUAGCCUCCAAGGAGCCUGUCAUCAUUGGCGAGGCCCCUCCAGCAGACUCUAUUUUCCCAAAUGCAAGGCGGAUGUUUGUUAAUGGAACAUUUGAUUAUGGUGGCCCUCCAUGCCUUCAAGCCAGCUCUGCCAUUACCAGGAAGAAGAAGCCAAAGGUCCCCAUGUCAGCACACACUCAGGAUGAUGUUACAGGUAUUGCGGCCAAAGACACCAUGACAACCAUCUGGAAAACCAACUUGCAUCCUGAGGUACUCAUACCUCCUCCAUCACGUCCAUUUAAGCUUGCAAAUACAGAUGGUGUCGAGAAGCCUGAUGAGGAGCCUCUCAACUUGUCCAAUGGUGAAAUCCAUAGCGAGGAUAAUGCCAACUAUGGUGAUUUUUCACAUUCAUGGAAACAGAAGCUUGAUACCGGAGUUGUACGAGCUAUGAAGAAGCGUGUACAACCAAUUGGGUUAGAGGAGGAGAUGGCCAUUGAGAACAAGCCAGGUGCAAAAGCCACAGGCAAGGCUUGUGCCAAAGGAGGGCACUCAUCUCCUCUCACAGUAGGGUUCUCAGGAGAAAAAGAACAGCAACUACAACCUGCUAUAGACAAUGCAGCAAUGCGCCUGCAUGAUGGAUGUCCUGACAUUGUGAAAGUGCGAUGUGCACGCCUGGUGACUAAAGGAGGCCAAUCUGCUCUCACCAAGACCAUGCGUCUCUUGCAAGAAGAUGAAGACUCACAAAGUAAUAGCAGAGCUGUGCAGUCUGAGACAUCGGUUGAUCAUUCAACCUCUGUGCAAGUCACUGAAGCACCCAUUCUUCCAGCAGUGCUGUCUUCCCCAUGUAAAACCGAACUUCCUGCUGAACACACAGGUGGUAAUGGACAGUCUGGCCAUGUCCAAGAUGUGCCUCCCCCACUACCACAAAAUCUACCACAUGCCCCAUCUGAGGAUAUUCGUCCUAGCCCUGUCAUUUCUAACCUUGAUGCACCAGAACCUCACCAUGUUGACCCUCAUGGGGCACACAACAAUCACUCCCAUGAGCCUCACGACACUCGAUACCUUCAUGGUGACCUGCGCACUCAUCGAGACAGCUCUCCUGCACUCCCCAAUGAUGAUUAUCACCCCAGUGAUGCACCACAUGGUGACCACAACCUGGAGGAGAGUACCCUUAUCAGAGGGAAUAUUUGUAUUAUGGUGACUAUGGUGAACCUUACCCAGGAUAUGCUUAUGCUCCUCACCAUGAGAACCCAGGUUAUCAUGAUGCCAGUGGGAAUAGGCGGUCAUAUUAUCGUGAUGCAUGGUAUGCAGACCAUGAACUUCUGGAUGACCAUUCGCAUGGACCUCCCCCAUCAGACAUCCGUGGAGAACACAUGCAUCCAGCUGGUUGUGAAGGUCAAGUUGGCUACCAGCAUGCAUAUCAGCAUGAGGCUUGGACAGAUGGGCAUCGCGGGAGCAGGAGUCCCAUUGCCAAUGCAGUGCCAGGAUCAUCUGAAGGAGGCGCCAUUCCAAGUCAGUACCUGCAAUGCACUCCCUGAACCUCGGAACAAGAUUGCUAUGGAUAAGCUCUUGGAGGAAGAAUUCAUUGGCACCAUCUUAUGGGAAGAAAAAUCACUCCCCAAAGAUGCCAAGUCUGUUAUGGAUACCCUUAUCUUACAGACUAAUUUCACUCCAGCAUCUCUCAACAAAAUUUACUAUUUCAAGUCUGGGCCAGGAGGGAAGAGGGUUAAGAGUGGGUCUAUCUUUCAACCUGCUGCGUGCCAUGGCGCGAAUGCAGAAUGGCUGUUUGAUAACAGGAAUGUCCAGCCAAAGUUGUUGGUAGACUCCAGAAAACAGAAGAAGAAGGCGCAGCUUCGGUGCCAAAGGAUACAACAACAAGCACCCCAGCAAGAAGCGGCUUUGGCAUCGGUGACAACAGAGGGCAAGUGGACCCUCCUCUUCAACAUCAUGCAAGCUGCCAUGCACGCAAUGUACAAGAAAAUUUUCCCAAAUCCCUCCACUGCAUUCCCCUUUGGUGCCAUGAACAUUAUUGGUGGCCCACUGAAGUGUAUUUGGUCCUCCCAAUUCUGUAAUACUCCCGUCCUGGAUGACACCAAUGCACAGAAGCCAGAUGUUAUUCUGGUGGAUUGCAAUCUAUGCAACCUCUCAUUGCAAUGGUCCAAUAUUAUCACAUGCAUGGAGCACACAGAAAGUGAACUCGACUCUUCCAUACCUUUGUAUUAUGGUAGCGGCACUAAAGGGUACCUGUUGAUGCAAGAACAACCUUGGUGCCAGUUCAUCUUGAUCUUUACUAUUGCCAAUAACCUGCUUUGCCUUCACUACUUUGACUGCUCAGGUUUUAAACACCUUAACGCUCGUGCACACCAACAACCUCAGACCUCAGAUGGGACAGAGUACGCACUCAAAGACUGUUGGGUCACCGAGGACAAGAAAAACCACAAGUCAAGCUUGUGGCCCAUUGGGAUGUCCUCUACAAUGGGGAGCCGGACUGCACAUAUCAUAUUUGAGCUUCCCAUGGUAUUCCACCAGUGCCUUCUGUUGACCCCCUGCAGAGAACCACUUGUGUUCUACUCCUCGAAGCUUGAGCUGUUGAGAGCCUUCCAUGACUUUGUCUCAGAAGGCGCUGUUAGUGUUCCUUCAGAGGGCAUGCAUGGCACAUGGCUGAGCCACGUGGCUUCACUGAAAGAUGAGGGCAGGAGGCCCUUGUGGGUUGAUAAAUUUGAGACCUCAGGCGCUGAUCCCUGGUUGGCAAAGCAGGGAUAUGUGCUUGCACCUCGCAAUGACUUGUCAUUGAUGGAAAAAACUACUUCAUUCUUCGCACCAUUCAGUCAAAUCAUACAGGAGUGGCAUCAUCUAAUUCUAGCAGCAGCCAGUGACCCAAGCAACCCCCCCAUUGGUAUAACUCAUGCAGUGCUCGUGGCACUCCUGAAAAAAUGGAUCUCUCAGCUCCCUGUGGAUGCUCCCACAGAAAUUAUGGUGCCCAUGGCAUCAUCAUCAAGAUUGGGACAUCCUCCACACAACAACAGUCCAAUCAUCCAUGGGUGCUUGUCAUUCUAUGCACAUCCAACAGAGAGUGUCAUAGCCCACAAACCCUCCUUGUUCUUCCCACAUCCAAAUGAGACAACCCUCUUCUCACAUGUCUUUUCUGUAUACCUUCCUGAUCCAAAUAUCAAUGAUGGAAUGUUUGAUACCCAUGCCUUCACUGGAGAGGUCCUAGUCUUAGAGACCUCAUUUCUUUGUAGAGCGCAAAAGAGCACCAUGGAGACAAGAGGAGUAACAGGAGCACCAAGAGCUCCACAGGAGGUCUCUAAGACCACAAAAGUGGUGCCAAGGGUGCAUGGGGCUGUGGAUAGAAAUGAAAUUAAUGAUUUGGCCCAUGGCAUGCUGACCAAACUGAGGAUGACCAAACAAAUUCAUACCUUGCUGAUCUACACAACUAUGAUCACCAAAACCUACGGAUCGCCCAUCCAGGGUUCUGUAUCGGAUGUCCACGAAUCAUUUAUGUACUACACCAUCAUUCGAUAUUCGACGUUCAACCUCCCAUUCCCGAUUCACGCCAACUGGUUUACACGCAUGUGCACUAGCUAUCAUGCCUCAUGGGCACACAGACAUGCACGGGACCGAUAG